Spea bombifrons (plains spadefoot toad) is the source of this 1733-nucleotide messenger RNA. RefSeq names its product WEE2 oocyte meiosis inhibiting kinase (gene WEE2). Gene Ontology annotation, biological process: regulation of meiosis I; protein phosphorylation; mitotic cell cycle. The transcript is spliced from 11 exons. Gene Ontology annotation, cellular component: nucleus. Lineage: Eukaryota; Metazoa; Chordata; Amphibia; Anura; Pelobatidae. The coding region runs from base 6 to 1694 and encodes 562 amino acids. Gene Ontology annotation, molecular function: ATP binding; magnesium ion binding; non-membrane spanning protein tyrosine kinase activity. The record is from RefSeq and is a predicted model, not a curated record.
CAGGGAUGAAGUCUGUCAUGGCCUGCGGAUCUGGACUGGUUCAGCGGCUGGACUUUUCUAGCAGCGAUGAGGAGACCGGCAGCGCCGCCGAAGACGCUUUCAGGAGCCCCCGGAAAUCUAGAGAGCCACCGGCGUGGAGGGCCAGCAGAAGCCCGUUCCCCACCACACCUCAGCGGAAUGAGCGAGGCGUCUCCCCGGCCCUUGAGGACGCUCUCGACGGGAGUCCUUGCAGUGCUAGUGACUGCUCCCCAACACCUGAUCGCAAGGGUGCGAAUGCAGAAUGUCCCGGGACCCCUCUGCACUACAGCACAUGGAAGAAACUGAAGCUCUGUGAUACCCCUUAUACCCCAAAGAGCCUGCUGUAUAAGACCCUUCCCUCGCCUGGCUCCAGGGUACACUGCAGGGGACAGAGACUCCUGCGCUUUGCGGCUGGCACCGGAGCCGGCCUUAAUGGCCCUGCGCUGGUUAACGUUAACCCCUUCACCCCUGAAACCUAUCGUCAAAUGCAAUUCCAGCCUAAUGGCAAGAGGAAGGAGAGAGAUGAAUCUUGCAGGUCUGAUCCAUUAAAAGCUGUGGAAAACGAACAUUUUGGUCUUCAGUCCAAGAGGUUUAUGUUAAGGGAAAGAAACAUGGUGUCUCGCUACAAGACUGAGUUCUUGGAGAUAGAAAUAAUUGGUGCUGGAGAGUUCGGCUCGGUUUACAAGUGCGUGAAGCGCCUGGAUGGAUGUCUUUAUGCCAUCAAACGCUCCAAGCAGCCGUUGGCUGGGUCCACGGAUGAGCAGCUUGCAUUGCGUGAAGUCUACGCGCAUGCUGUGCUUGGACACCAUCCCCAUGUGGUACGGUACUAUUCUGCCUGGGCUGAGGAUGACCACAUGAUUAUCCAGAAUGAGUACUGUAAUGGUGGCAGCUUGCAGGACCUGAUCAAUGAGAACAGCAAGAGUGGACUCCUCGUGAUGGAGCAGGAGCUGAAGGAGAUCCUCCUCCAAGUGUCCAUGGGACUGAAGUACAUCCACAGCACUGGCCUGGUGCAUAUGGACAUGAAGCCAAGUAACAUUUUCAUCUGUCGGAAGAUAGCGGGGAACGCGGAGGAUGAGAGCGAUGGUGAAGACGAUCCAACGUCUGCUGGGGUCUCGUACAAAAUCGGUGACCUUGGGCACGUGACAUCUACGACUAAACCGCAGGUUGAAGAAGGGGACAGUCGGUUCCUGGCCAAUGAGAUCCUUCAGGAGGAUUACAGCCAGCUGCCAAAGGCAGAUAUCUUUGCCCUUGGCCUCACCAUAACAGUGGCAGCUGGCGCAGACCCCCUUCCCUGUAACGAUGACGCCUGGCACCAUAUCAGGAGGGGCAACCUACCGGAAAUCCCACAGCCACUCACCCCUGCCUUCCAUGACCUUCUCAAGGUGUUGAUUCACCCAGACCCAGCUAGGAGACCAGCAGCUGCUGCCCUCGCUAAGAACCUGGUUCUGAGACGUUCCGUUGGGAAAGCUGCUCAGCUCCAGAAACAGCUGAACGUGGAAAAGUUCAAGACGGCCAUGCUGGAAAGGGAACUGAAAGCUGCUAAAUUAGCUCAGAGUUCCAGCAAGGAUGUGUGUCCCGAUCUCCCCUCCAAGGCGGACAUGCUGUGCCAGGGCAGGAGGCGUCUUGUUGGUGGUAAAAACACACGCUCUUUGAGUUUCACCUGCGGAGGUUAUUAAGCAGCCCGUCUGUCAAACUGCCGUAACGUUUCUCCGGCU